UUGCAAUUCUACCUGACAACAACAGCAAAACUGACCAAUAAAGCGUUAAUUAAAAUUUUUAAAUCGUAUAAAAGGGGACGAGUUUGAAAGCAAAAUCCAUCUUCCCUUUGGUAGUCACUUUGGGUAAAGAGUAAACAUGUUGGGCUUUCUUUCUGUGUCCCUGUUACUUGCUUUAGCCGAAGCAGGUGGAGGUGGUUACUAUCCAAAGGGUGGAUCCGGAGGAGGCGGAAUAUCUGUAAUACAAACUGGAGGCGGUGGCGGAGGUGGAUCUGGACUUUUCUUUGGAGGAGGAGGAGGGGGUGGUGGUGCUAGCGCUGGAGCAGCUGCUGCUGCUGCCGCAGCUGCUGCCGCCGCAUCAGCGGGAGCUGUAGGCGGUGUUUUCGAUGGAGGUUUCCACGGUGGUUACUAUCCAUACCAUGAUAUUCACUAUGGUGGCUUUGGCGGAUUUGGAGGAGCUGGAGCUGCAGCAGGCGCCGCAGCUGGAGGAUCUGGAUUUGGAGGCGCAGCCGCUGGUGCCGCCGCUGCUGCAGGAGGAUUAGGAGGAUCUGCUGCUGCCGCCGCCGCUGCUGCUGCAGGAGGAGCUGGGGCAGGUGCCGCUGCAGGAGCCUCCGCUGGAGGAUUUGGAGGCAUUCACUAUCCAGUGUAUCCCAUUCCAGGACCAAUAUAUCCCCCAGGUCCUAUCUACCCACCAGGUCCUAUCUACCCACCAGGUCCCAUUUACCCACCAGGUCCCAUCUACCCUCCUGGUCCUAUCUAUCCACCCGGACCAAUCUAUCCUCCAGGUCCAAUUUAUCCUAAAGGCGGCUUCAUUGGUGUUGGAAACAUUGGUGGUGGCGCUGCUGCCGGAGCCGCAGCCGGUGCUUCCGGAUUCGGGGGAUCAAGUGCUGCUGCUGCCGCCGCCGCUGCAGGUUCCGGUGCUGGUGGAUUUGGAGGUCAGAAUUUCGGAGGCCUGAUCUUUGGUGGUGGUUCCGGUGGCGGAUCCAUUGGUAUUAUCGGAGGUGGAUCUGGAGGAGGAAAGAGAAAGGUAUAUUAAUCUGUGAUGGAAACUUUUAAUCAAGACGGACAGCCCGUGGACUGAACUCUCUAUCUGCUUUUUAUAUGAAUAAAUUUUCAUAACUCUUUAUA
Messenger RNA from Magallana angulata, 1125 nucleotides. RefSeq lists its product as uncharacterized. The coding region runs from base 137 to 1033 and encodes 298 amino acids. Lineage: Eukaryota; Metazoa; Mollusca; Bivalvia; Ostreida; Ostreidae. The record is from RefSeq and is a predicted model, not a curated record. The transcript is spliced from 3 exons.